Molecule: messenger RNA, 921 nt
Organism: Suillus discolor
Lineage: Eukaryota; Fungi; Basidiomycota; Agaricomycetes; Boletales; Suillaceae
Exons: 4
Coding region: 1-921 (306 amino acids)
Source: RefSeq, a predicted model, not a curated record
AUGCAGCGGGAGGACUAUGCUCUCAUUAGCUUGCUUUGUGGUGGUGAUUACGAUACAGCUGGACUGCCGGGCUGUGGUCCUGCCACUGCCUUUGGACUUGCUCGCUGUGGUCUUGGCCACUCUCUGCAUGCUGCUGAGUCUUGUGGUCAACUUUGUGGCCCACUCCGUCAGUCAUGGUGCGAGGACAUGAAGCAUCACCUUCGCUAUGAUCCAAUGUCUUAUGUUGGCCGUCAAAACCCUGUCCUGGCUGACAACAUCUCCGAAACAGUCCCAGACUCGAAUACCUGGUCGUUGUACCUCAAUCCUGCAAUCUCCGAGCCUCUUGUACCUGUUUGCAAGCCUGGUGUACCUGAUGUUGGCAGAAUUGCAGCCGCAGCUGUCUCUCUAUUUGGUUGGGAGGAUACAGGUCGCCUGCUUGACACAUUUUGCAAAAACAUCUGGCCUGGUGUUGUGACUAGUGAAAUAUUGCAAGACCUGAGCACCUGGCAACCAGAUAACCAGGACGUUGCACUUGCAGCAGCUGCUACACAGCACUUCUUUCUUCAUUUUGCCUGCAAAAAGCAGACUGUUUCAGGAAUUUCUGGUUAUGACGUGCGAGUGCCUGCUGAUGCCCUCUUGAAGGAUACUUUUAGGUUCCUUGAACAUUUAUCCGCACCAGAUCAACCAUCAAAGUCAUUCCACCUAUGGGUGCCCAAGAGCAUCUAUAAGGCCUGGGUUAAAUAUAUGUGGACUUCACCAAUGGAUGAUGACAAGUCCUCAAAGGGACGAGGAGGCUCCUCAUCACAUGGCACCAUUGAUCUGACAAACCAGGGUGAUGAAAGUGAGUGGCUAAUUGAUCUGACGAGUGGAGGUCCCAGUUGCAGUCCAAAGAGCAAGGGGAAGUUGAAGGCUCGUUCUAUGGAUGUCAUUGACCUCACAUAA